This is a messenger RNA of Medicago truncatula (barrel medic), 1895 nucleotides long. RefSeq names its product protein NRT1/ PTR FAMILY 7.1. NCBI's taxonomy places the organism in Eukaryota, Viridiplantae, Streptophyta, Magnoliopsida, Fabales, Fabaceae. Gene Ontology annotation, molecular function: transmembrane transporter activity. The record is from RefSeq and is a predicted model, not a curated record. Bases 88 to 1857 code for a protein of 589 amino acids. Gene Ontology annotation, biological process: transmembrane transport. The transcript has 4 exons. Gene Ontology annotation, cellular component: membrane.
GCAAAUGAUUACAAAUAUGUAGCAAAAUGUUAAGUAUGCAUGUAGUAAAUAAUAUAGAUUUGCUUUAUAAACAAAUAGGUAGGUAAAAUGGAAGGAAAUGAGAAUUACAGAGAAGAGGUUGUUAUGGAAGAAAGUGGCAGAGCGAAUGAGAAUAAAAAAGGAGGAACCAAAGUUGCAACCCUCUUGUUAGUGAAUCAAGCACUGGCUACUUUAGCUUUCUUUGGAGUUGGAGUGAACUUGGUUCUGUUCCUAACUAGAGUUCUUGGUCAAGACAAUGCCGAAGCUGCUAAUAAUGUGAGCAAGUGGACAGGAACCGUUUACAUGUUCUCAUUGGUUGGAGCAUUUCUCAGUGACUCUUAUUGGGGUCGAUACUUAACCUGCACAAUCUUUCAACUUUUCUUUGUUCUCGGAUUGGCACUGUCAUGUUUGUCAUCAUGGCGUUUUUUGAUCAACCCAAGUGGAUGUGGUAAUGGCCAUAUUCCUUGUAAGCCAUCAUCAAUUGGAGUUAGCAUUUUCUACUUUUCUAUAUAUCUUGUUGCAUUUGGUUAUGGAGGACACCAACCAACCUUAGCAACCUUUGGAGCUGACCAAUAUGAUGAGAGGAAUCCAAAAGAGAGGAGUUUAAAAGUAGCUUUCUUCUGUUAUUUUUACUUUUCCCUCAACGUUGGAUCUUUGUUCUCCAAUACUGUAUUGGUCUAUUAUGAGGACACGGGGAAGUGGACAAUGGGUUUCUUUAUAUCAUUGAUCUCUGCUAUCAUAGCCCUUUUGACAUUUUUAUCAGGAUCUCCUAAAUAUAGAUACUUGAAGCCAUCAGGAAACCCUGUCGUAAGGGUUGCUCAGGUUUUUACAGCUGCUGCUAGGAAAUGGGAUGUUGCUCCAGCCAAGGCAGACAAACUUUUUGAGGUUCUGGGUUCUAGAUCUGCCAUCAAAGGUUGUAGAAAGAUUCUGCACAGUGAUGAUUUUCGAUUGAUGGACAAAGCUGCAACCAUUACAAAGAAUGAUGAUGAGCAGAUUGGAAACAAUCCAUGGAAGCUUUGCACAGUGACUCAAGUUGAGGAAACAAAAUGCGUGUUAAGAAUGCUUCCAAUUUGGCUAUGCACCAUUUGUUACUCUGUUGUAUUUACACAAAUGGCAUCACUAUUUGUUGAGCAAGGGGAUGUGAUGAACUCUAACAUCGGAGAAUUUCAUUUGCCAGCAGCCAGCAUGUCUGUGUUUGACAUCUGUAGUGUGCUAGUAUGCACUGUAAUAUAUCGCACAAUCCUUGUUCCGUUAGUAGGAAGAUUGAUUGGUAAUACAAGGGGAAUUAGUGAACUUGAAAGAAUGGGAAUUGGGUUAAUAAUUGCAAUGUUGUCAAUGGUUGCAUCAGGUAUGACAGAGAUGGUAAGGCUGAGAAAUAUAAUUCCUGGGCAGAAAAGAAGUUCAAUGAGUAUAUUCUAUCAAAUUCCACAGUAUGUUCUGAUUGGUGCUUCAGAGGUUUUCAUGUAUGUGGGUCAAUUGGAGUUCUUUAAUGGUCAAGCACCAGAUGGAAUAAAAAGUUUUGGGAGUUCACUUUGUAUGGCUUCAAUUUCUCUUGGAAACUAUGUGAGUAGCAUGCUUGUUCACGUGGUCAUGAAAAUCACUGCAAGAGGGAAUGACAAAGGUUGGAUUCCAGAGAACCUAAACAAAGGGCACAUGGAUAGGUUUUUCUUUCUUCUAGCAGGGCUAGUUGUUUUUGAUUUUGUGAUUUACUUGUUCUGUGCUAAGUGGUACAAGAGUAUCAAUGUUCAAGGUGACCAAGAGGAGUUGGAUGAUGAUGAUGCUCAAGUUAUUAUAAUUAAGUCGGCAUCCAAAGACCAACCUUUAACACCACAAGAAUAAUAUCCCAAAAACAAAAUAUACUAUUUUUUUUUUUUGAA